ACAACAAAAUACCAAUGGAGCCGCGGCGGCAUCGAUGCAGCAUCCUUGGCCAAACCGUCCCCCAAAUCCAGCCAAACGACAGCGCAAGAAGGCAACAUCUUGCAGAAGCUGUCCAAACUAGCGGGAUGGAGAUUUGUAUGAGGAUCGUGUUUGCGGACGAAAGAAGUCCUUCGGGGACGCAGGGACUGCAUCGACAUCUAAGUUCGGACGAUCACCACAACACAGAGAACUUUCCAGGGGAGACGACGAUCAAGAUGUACCUGCUGCAGCACCAUGUCGGCUAUCCAGCGGUCCAUCGUCGAUCUCCAAACAGCGUCGAGGUCAUCGGCGGCCAAACGCUGCGCAACACGGUCUUCCCGCCGCCCAGCAAACGCCUCUCGCGAAUCCCUCAUCUGGACAUCUUCCCUAAAUCAAACGGCUGAAGCACCACCGGAGUGACCGUCGGCGCCAUCGAACCAGUUAACCCGAUCGUCGAGCAAGCCGGUCAUUACGAAGACCGCCACAACCUCGGAAGCGGUUGACGAGCAAGACCUGUUCCAACAGGUCACGCCAAGACAAAGACGACAAAAUCGACAGCUUCGCGGUGGCGUCAGUGAGGACGAAAGCAGCGGCCUCCACACGAUCCACGUUCACCAUUCGCUUUGUGUAAAUGUAAUCUUCUAAAUGUAAUUGCGUGAACUAUCAAUAUAUUUGCUUAAAAUAUAAA
This is a messenger RNA of Culex quinquefasciatus (southern house mosquito), 706 nucleotides long. RefSeq lists its product as uncharacterized. The record is from RefSeq and is a predicted model, not a curated record. The coding region runs from base 15 to 422 and encodes 135 amino acids. The transcript is spliced from 2 exons. NCBI's taxonomy places the organism in Eukaryota, Metazoa, Arthropoda, Insecta, Diptera, Culicidae.